Molecule: messenger RNA, 1623 nt
Organism: Epithele typhae
Lineage: Eukaryota; Fungi; Basidiomycota; Agaricomycetes; Polyporales; Epitheliaceae
Exons: 9
Coding region: 1-1623 (540 amino acids)
Source: RefSeq, a predicted model, not a curated record
AUGUUCCUCAAAAGUGGACGGAUCCAAGCCGCGAUACAGGUUUCAUUUCGGCUCCGAGGUGCACCUCCGCAGUCAACAUGUCGGGACGGGCUUGACAAGCUGAACAACAAGUACGGACAUAGUCCAUGCACCCUGCAAGACCAGCUCAACCAAGCUUGCUCUGACGACCCUGGACCUUGUGCUAGUCGCCCUUCUCACUGCGGACGCAUGCUCAGCAAUACCAUGAUGUAUAAUGUCGGUGCAGCAUGUCAAGCUUGCUCAGGCAACGCUACCUCUACCUGGUCGCAAUGGGCGAGCGCACACUCCUGUGGGUCUACACCUGGUCCACCCCCCUCUCAUCUUCAAGUCCAAAAAGACACUGUCCCGGACUGGGCCUACCAGAACCUCUCGUCAUCCAGCGACUUCAACUUGGCAGCUGCUCUUGCGCAGUCUCCGCCGAAUCAAGGUCUAUCAAAGGGCGCAGAAGUGGCUGUGAUCAUCUCCGUAGCAAUGGGCGCGCUGCUGCUGUCGUCGCUCGGCUUCUGGUGGUAUUGGCGACGGAAGUGGGCACGCCAGCGGAAUUCGCGACAGAAGACACUCCCGCUCCUCCCAGGACAGAACUCACCAUUCCACCCUGCGAAGUGGUUGCGGUGGGUCGGCUUAUUCCGUGGGUCGCAACGCCUUCGCCCGACAAAGAAGAACUCCGAGUGGGAGAUCGACGAUGACGACGACGACGACGACGACGGCACGGAACUCCUCUCGCAGUCUAGCGGAAAGCGGAACAGCUACCACAGCCCGUACUCUGCGCUGUCUCCGCAACGUGCGUACCAACACAACGUCAGCCCAAGCACGUCGGGCCACGUGCAGUCUCCGUCGGGCUCAAGCUUGCUCUCGCGCUUACCAAGCGUCAGGUUGCCGUCCUUCUUGGAGCGCUUCUCCAAGUUCAAGGACGGGGUGCCCAAGAGCACGUCAUACAAGUCCAAGUACGUGUCGCCCUCGUCUGCGGACGUCAACUUCCAGAUCGACGGGCCCAUUCCCGAAUCUGGCGAACUCCUCGGACGCAAAGGGACCACGCGCACCGUGGCAGACUUCCGCCCUCGACUUUCGGUCCCAGAACCGGCCCCGGUUCCAGAGUCGGUUCUGAUCAUCUCGAAGGACGGACGGGAUUUCUCACUGGACGACACGACGACUGUCGCAGGCAUGUCGGGAGGCAACUCGGCCCUUUCCCAUCCCCCCUCCGCCUUCGGUGGGCGAUUAACGACGUCCUCCAGGUCGGGCUCGUUCUCCCGCACCGGCACCGCCAGCAUGAUCUCAAGCACGGGCAGCUCCUCCUGGCUGCCCUCCCGCAGCCACCGCGCGGAGACCUCCUCGACCGUCUCGGGCGCGUACCCGCACGAGCUGCGCCGCGAUCCGGACCUCGCGGCGCCGCCCAGCUGGGCGAACAAGUUCCCCCUCCCCCCCGCCAUCGUCCCGCCGGUGGCCCCGCUGGCGGUGCGGCCGCGGCCGUUGCCGCGGAUGCCGGUGGAGGACCUGGAGCCUCCGCGCGUGCUCCCGGAGGACAGGGAGCGGGAGUCGCCGACGGCGAUGACCCCGCGGACAUUGGCGCGCGGACAUUUCGAUGACGGAGUCAGAGGCAGCCGUUGA